GGGGCUCUGAGCCGGAGGUUUUGUUGUGAGGGUCGGUUGUCAAGCAGCGGCCAAUCAGGGCAGGGGAUGGAGGCAAGUGGGGGUCGCGCCUGGAGAGGAGCCUCGGCCUCCGGAGCCUCAGCUGCAGCCCAGGGUUGAGCUGAGAUGGCUCAAGCCUGACAUUCCACAAUCCAGGAUCCUGACGGGCACACACAGUCUGCUGCUGUGGCUGCUGUGAAUGAUUUAAAACCAGGAGGCAAUCCGGAGCUGAGAGUCGAGGCAUUCCCUCUGCCUGGAUGUGUGGGAACUCCUUGCCAACUUGACUGGCGGAUCCUGGGGGGGAUCCACCCCCACCCCUGGAGGAAAGCACAGUCUAUCUUGUGGGCAGAGCUUCAGGUGCAGCCGGUUGAAGGAUGGCCACCCCCGUGGUCACCAAGACAGCCUGGAAGUUGCAGGAGAUUGUUGCCCACGCCAGCAAUGUGUCCUCACUGGUACUGGGCAAAGCCUCCGGGCGGCUGCUGGCUACUGGUGGAGAUGACUGCCGUGUCAACUUAUGGUCCAUCAACAAACCCAACUGCAUCAUGAGCCUGACAGGUCACACGUCCCCAGUGGAGAGCGUCCGCCUCAACACCCCGGAGGAGCUCAUCGUGGCCGGCUCCCAGUCGGGCUCCAUCCGCGUCUGGGACCUAGAAGCUGCCAAAAUUCUUCGCACACUUAUGGGACACAAAGCCAACAUCUGCAGCCUGGAUUUCCACCCGUACGGCGAGUUCGUAGCCUCAGGUUCCCAGGACACGAACAUCAAGCUCUGGGACAUCAGGAGGAAAGGUUGUGUCUUCCGAUACAGGGGACACAGCCAGGCUGUGCGGUGUCUGCGGUUCAGCCCCGACGGGAAGUGGUUGGCAUCGGCCGCAGAUGACCACACAGUGAAGCUCUGGGAUCUGACUGCUGGCAAGAUGAUGUCCGAGUUUCCUGGUCACACGGGGCCUGUCAACGUGGUGGAGUUUCACCCCAAUGAGUACCUCCUCGCUUCUGGCAGCUCUGACAGGACCAUCCGGUUCUGGGAUCUGGAGAAGUUCCAGGUGGUGAGCUGCAUCGAAGGAGAGCCAGGGCCUGUCAGGAGCGUCCUCUUCAACCCCGACGGCUGCUGCCUGUACAGUGGCUGCCAGGACUCUCUGCGCGUCUAUGGCUGGGAGCCCGAGCGCUGUUUUGACGUGGUCCUGGUCAGCUGGGGCAAGGUGGCCGACCUGGCUGUCUGCAACGACCAGCUGAUAGGUGUGGCCUUCUCCCAGAGCAACGUCUCCUCUUAUGUGGUGGACCUGACGCGGGUCACCAGGACAGGCACCGUGGCCCAGGACCUUGUGCAGGACAGCCGGCCCCUGGCGCAACAGUCAGCCCACCCUAGUGCCCCGCUUCGGCGCAUCUAUGAGCGGCCCAGCACGGCCUGCAGCAAGCCGCAGAGGGUGAAGCAGAACUCGGAGAGCGAGCGCCGUAGCCCGAGCAGCGAGGAUGACCGGGACGAGCGGGAGUCUCGGGCCGAGAUCCAGAACGCCGAGGAGUACAACGAGAUCUUCCAGCCCAAGAACAGCAUCAGUCGGACACCACCCCGAAGAAGUGAGCCCUUCCCGGCACCCCCCGAGGACGACACGGCCACAGCCAAGGAGGCGGCAAAGCCCAGCCCACCCAUGGACUCGCAGUUCCCGGUGCCAAAUCUCGAGGUCCUGCCCCGGCCCCCGGUCGUCACUCCCACUCCUGCACCCAAGGCCGAGCCUGCCAUCAUCCCUGCCACCCGGAAUGAGCCCAUUGGGCUGAAGGCCUCUGACUUCCUGCCCGCCGUGAAGAUCCCCCAGCAGGCGGAGCUGGUCGACGAGGACGCCAUGUCGCAGAUCCGCAAAGGCCACGACACCAUGUGCGUGGUACUCACCAGCCGCCACAAGAACCUGGACACCGUGCGGGCCGUGUGGACCACGGGUGACAUCAAGACGUCGGUGGACUCAGCCGUGGCUAUCAAUGACCUGUCGGUGGUAGUGGACCUCCUCAACAUUGUCAACCAGAAAGCCUCCCUGUGGAAGCUGGACCUGUGCACCACGGUCUUGCCGCAGAUCGAGAAGCUUCUGCAGAGCAAGUACGAGAGCUAUGUCCAGACUGGCUGCACCUCCCUGAAGCUGAUCCUGCAGCGGUUUCUGCCCCUGAUCACUGACAUCCUGGCGGCCCCGCCAUCUGUGGGUGUGGACAUCAGCCGGGAGGAGAGGCUACACAAGUGCCGGCUCUGCUACAAGCAGCUGAAGAGCAUCAGUGCCCUCGUCAAGAGCAAGUCGGCUCUGAGUGGCCGCCACGGCAGUGCCUUCCGCGAGCUGCACCUACUCAUGGCCAGUUUGGACUGAGGAGCUCUUGGGUCUGGCCUCAGCCCCCACUCCUGUUCCCUGUGCACUCCUGGGCCCGUGAGCCUCUGCCUGGCCUCUGCUGCAGCCCUGCGGCCAUCCUGGAGGUGGUGGCGCUGGCCCACUGGCCACCUGCACAGCCCUGAGCUCUCAACUUCUCCCCAGCAGUGGCUGCCCAGCUUUGCCAACUCCCGCUUCUUGGGGCAGCAGAGAGCGCCCUGGGGCUGCUGCUGUAAUUUAUAAGGUGGAUUUUAUUAAAUUUGUAACUAUUCCCCGG
Messenger RNA from Lynx canadensis (Canada lynx), 2634 nucleotides. RefSeq names its product katanin regulatory subunit B1 (gene KATNB1). The record is from RefSeq and is a predicted model, not a curated record. NCBI's taxonomy places the organism in Eukaryota, Metazoa, Chordata, Mammalia, Carnivora, Felidae. Gene Ontology annotation, biological process: microtubule severing; microtubule depolymerization. The transcript has 20 exons. Gene Ontology annotation, cellular component: katanin complex. Gene Ontology annotation, molecular function: microtubule binding. The coding region runs from base 393 to 2360 and encodes 655 amino acids.